This is a messenger RNA of Mandrillus leucophaeus (drill), 4677 nucleotides long. It is a transcript of the gene SORCS2, whose product is annotated as sortilin-related VPS10 domain containing receptor 2. Gene Ontology annotation, molecular function: protein binding. Gene Ontology annotation, cellular component: membrane. The transcript is spliced from 30 exons. The record is from RefSeq and is a predicted model, not a curated record. Bases 1 to 3342 code for a protein of 1113 amino acids. NCBI's taxonomy places the organism in Eukaryota, Metazoa, Chordata, Mammalia, Primates, Cercopithecidae.
AUGGGGGCCUUGGUCUCCAAGGGUCUUGACCGCAGGGAUGGGGUUUGGACUUUAGCCUCUGGGCAGUGGGAGACCCUGAUCGUGUCUGAACCUGGGAGUGACAUCACCAUCAUCCUCGCUGCCUUCCCAUCCACACCGGUGCCCUGGGCUGCCUUGAGUGGUGAGCACCCCCGGCGAUCCUCCCAGGCCCUGCUGUCCCUGGCAGCAGAGCUUGUCUGGUUGGAGGUCUUCGUCCACCUUACCUGGCGGGUGAUCUUGAUCCUGACGAAGUACUACCACGCAGACAUGGGGAAGGUUCUGGAAAGUUCGCUGUGGCGGUCGUCGGAUUUCGGGACGUCCUACACCAAGCUCACCCUCCAGCCUGGCGUCACCACCGUCAUCGACAACUUCUACAUCUGCCCGACCAACAAGAGGAAGGUCAUCCUUGUCAGCUCCUCACUCAGUGACCGGGACCAGAGCCUAUUCCUCAGUGUGGACGAAGGCGCCACCUUUCAGAAGCAGCCCAUUCCCUUCUUCGUGGAUACUCUGAUUUUCCACCCUAAGGAGGAGGACAAGGUGCUCGCCUACACAAAGGAGAGCAAGCUCUACGUGUCAUCUGACUUGGGGAAAAAGUGGACACUUCUGCAAGAGCGAGUGACCAAAGACCACGUGUUCUGGGCUGUGUCUGGGGUGGACGCUGACCCUGACUUGGUCCACAUGGAAGCCCAGGACCUCGGUGGAGGUUUUCGGUACGUCACCUGCCCGAUCCACAACUGCUCCGAGAAGCUGCUGGCAGCCCCGUUCGCAGGCCCCAUUGACCACGGGUCUCUGACCGUGCAGGACGAUUACAUCUUCUUUAAGGUAACAUCAGCAAACCGGACAAAAUACUAUGUCUCUCAUCACCGCAAUGAAUUUGUCCUGAUGAAGCUGCCGAAGUAUGCAUUGCCAAAGGAUCUGCAGAUCAUCAGCACGGACGAGAGUCAGGUGUUUGUGGCGGUGCAGGAGUGGUACCAGAUGGACACCUACAACCUGUACCAGUCGGACCCGCGCGGCGUGCGCUACGCGCUGGUCCUGCAGGACGUGCGCAGUUCGCGGCAGGCGGAGGAGAGCGUGCUCAUCGACAUCCUGGAGGUCAGAGGGGUGAAAGGAGUUUUCCUGGCAAACCAAAAAAUUGAUGGGAAAGUGAUGACACUUAUAACCUACAACAAGGGCCGCGACUGGGAUUACCUGAGGCCACCCAGCAUGGACAUGAAUGGAAAACCAACCAACUGCAAGCCUCCAGACUGCCACCUGCACCUGCACCUGCGCUGGGCAGACAACCCCUAUGUAUCAGGCACCGUGCACACCAAGGACACCGCCCCAGGCCUCAUCAUGGGGGCAGGUAACCUGGGCUCACAGCUGGUGGAAUAUAAAGAAGAAAUGUACAUCACGUCAGACUGCGGUCACACCUGGCGGCAGAGCCGGCAGGCCCUGCCCUACCCAUUUCCCACAGAAGAGCCGGGCACUGUGCCCCUCACCCUUGCCCACUUGGCUGGACUGGCCAUGGCCCUUCACGCCCUCGACCCUGACUGGCUCUUCCACUGGCCCCCUGAAUGCCCCAGAGGGGCCCACACGGUUAAGCCCCCAAGAGUGCCUGACCCCAGCCUCUAUCUCCCUUCGCCCACAGGAUUCCUCUGUUGGAAACAGCGCCUGCAGAAGCGGGCGGACGCGGCAGAGUCACAGUCGUACCUGGGGACCUUCCCCUGUCCUUGGGUCUUUGGCCACAUCAGCUUCCGCUCCGACUGGGAGCUGGUCAAGGUGGACUUCCGGCCCUCAUUCUCCAGGCAGUGUGGCGAGGAAGACUACAGCUCCUGGGACCUCUCCAACCUGCAGGGCGACCGCUGCAUCAUGGGCCAGCAGAGAAGUUUCCGGAAGAGAAAGUCCACGUCCUGGUGCAUCAAGGGGAGGAGCUUCACCUCGGCGCUCACGUCCCGCGUGUGCGAGUGCCGGGACUCAGACUUCCUGUGCGACUACGGAUUUGAGCGCUCCCCCUCCUCAGAGUCCAACACCAACAAGUGCUCUGCCAACUUCUGGUUUAAUCCAUUGUCCCCGCCUGACGACUGUGCCCUGGGCCAGACCUACACCAGCAGCCUUGGGUACCGGAAAGUGGUGUCCAACGUGUGUGAGGGUGGGGUGGACCUGCAGCAGAGUCCGGCGCAGCUGCAGUGCCCCCUCACGCCGCCCCGGGGCCUGCAGGUCAGCAUUCAAGGCGAGGCGGUGGCCGUGCGGCCUGGAGAGGACGUGCUGUUUGUGGUGCGGCAGGAGCAGGGCGACGUCCUGACCACCAAGUACCAGGUGGACCUUGGGGAUGGCUUCAAGGCCAUGUACGUGAACCUUACACUGACCGGGGAGCCCAUCCGGCACCGCUAUGAGAGCCCCGGCAUCUACCGCGUGUCCGUCAGGGCAGAGAACACGGCGGGCCACGAUGAGGCAGUGCUCUUCGUCCAGGUCAACUCCCCCCUGCAGGCCCUCUACCUGGAGGUGGUUCCUGUCAUUGGCAUCAACCAGGAGGUGAACCUCACAGCUGUGCUGCUUCCCUUGAACCCCAACCUCACCGUCUUCUACUGGUGGAUCGGCCAUAGCCUGCAGCCCCUCCUUUCCCUGGAUAAUUCUGUGACAACGCGGUUUUCGGACACUGGCGACGUGCGUGUGACGGUGCAGGCCGCCUGUGGGAACUCGGUGUUGCAGGACUCCAGGGUCCUCCGUGUGCUGGAUCAAUUUCAGGUCGUGCCUCUGCAGUUUUCCAAGGAGCUGGAUGCCUACAACCCGAACACGCCUGAGUGGAGGGAAGACGUGGGCCUGGUGGUCACCCGGCUGCUCUCCAAGGAGACCAGCGUCCCUCAGGAGCUGCUGGUGACCGUGCUGAAGCCGGGGCUGCCCACUUUGGCCGACCUUUACGUGCUCCUGCCCCCUCCCAGGCCCACGAGGAAGAGGAGCCUCUCGAGUGAUAAGAGGCUCGCCGCCAUCCAGCAGGUGCUGAAUGCACAGAAGAUCAGCUUCCUCCUGCGAGGCGGAGUCCGGGUCCUGGUGGCCCUGAGAGACACAGGCACAGGUGCUGAGCAGCUGGGCGGCGGCGGUGGCUACUGGGCGGUAGUGGUGCUGUUUGUCAUCGGGCUCUUCGCGGCAGGAGCGUUCAUCCUCUACAAGUUCAAAAGGAAACGGCCGGGCAGGACCGUGUACGCCCAAAUGCACAACGAGAAGGAGCAGGAGAUGACCAGCCCCGUGAGCCACAGUGAGGACGUCCAGGGCACUGCCCCGGGCAACCACUCGGGCGUGGUCCUGAGCAUCAACUCCCGAGAGAUGCACAGCUACCUGGUGAGCUGAUGCCGCCCCAGCAUCCGUCGUUUCACCCACGGAGGGCACGGAACCACCAGUGAAGCCGGCGGCUGGACCGGCGCCCCUCAGAGACCUGCGGAAAGCCCCCUCCCCGAGUCGUCCCCACACCAGGCGACAGGCACCACCCCCUCUGAUAAGUCGAAGCCCGCCCAGGCCCACGGGGGCCCACGGGACCCCCUGGACAUGGCCCUGCCCCUAUGGGACACCAGGCCUGACUCGGGCAGGUUCUACCCCCAGACCCCACACACGGCUGCCCCACGUGCUGUCACUCAGGCCGAGGCCUGACUUCUCUGGGCUGAGGCUGGUCAUCCUGGACCCCACCCAGUACCUCGGGCUGCAAGAGCUGUGGACCCAUUCAGACACUGUGUUGCGGGUUCACUUCCCCGCAGAGGCCGGAGCCUCCCUGACUUUGCUUCUUCACUCCCACCUGUGCGGCUGCCCAGUCCCUCUGUGGGAGUCCGAGAGCCAGGCCCUCCUAACGCCACACUGCCCUCCGGCUGGAAACUGCGGCUGUGUAAAUGCCUCUCUAGGUAGCUGUUGGCGGUGGUGGGGGUGUCUCACUCUCUGUCUUUAUAGCUGGUGGUAGCCACGGGGGUUGCUCUGUCAGAGCCCCGUACUCGGGAGCCCCUUUCCCUGAGUGCCCAGGGCGCCUCCUCUGCCCAGAGGGGCAGCAGCUCUCUCCCUGGUUCUCCCCAGGGCAGAUGGGGUGGGGUGGGCUCAGGGCCCUGUGCCCAUGGUUCCUCACUCCUGCCAGCAAGCAGCACCAUCCUGCAGGCUUCUCCCACCUGAUGGCUCUUCUCCCACCGUCCUGGGCUCUGGAAGGAGCCAGAAGCCCCCAGAAAGGUGGAUGGUGGAGACGGCUCUGGAUGCACGAGUUUUCUGCAGUUCCUUGUAGGCGUAGGGACCCCAGUGGAAACCCAGCUGGGAGAGGCUGAGGAUGGCAGGGUUGGAAGGGCCAUCAGGGUGCCCCUCAUUUUCAAGAAGGGGAAACUGAGGCCCAGGGAGGAGAGUGACUGAAGGUCACAGCAGGGUCACAGCAGAGGUGGCCCUGAACCCAGCUCUCUGCUCCCCAGUGCCGUGAGGUCUCCAUACCCCGCCCCCCCCAGUUUCCUAGAAUCAGGGAUGUUCGUGUAAGUCUACACAUAGGAAUAUGGGGGGUGGAGGGUCACCUUUUGCCUUGAAAUGAGAAGUCAGUAGCCCCUUCCUCCUCCCCAUCCUCCCUCUUCUCUCUGGCAGGGCUCUCAGAUGACCGUGGCCUCCCCUUCAGAAGGGGAGAACGCCAGAGCCCAGGCUGGUACGCGCUGGCUGGGGGUGAAUCCGAAU